Messenger RNA from Eublepharis macularius, 3584 nucleotides. It is a transcript of the gene LYN, whose product is annotated as LYN proto-oncogene, Src family tyrosine kinase. Gene Ontology annotation, cellular component: extrinsic component of cytoplasmic side of plasma membrane. Gene Ontology annotation, biological process: cell differentiation; innate immune response; cell surface receptor protein tyrosine kinase signaling pathway. NCBI's taxonomy places the organism in Eukaryota, Metazoa, Chordata, Lepidosauria, Squamata, Eublepharidae. The transcript has 13 exons. The record is from RefSeq and is a predicted model, not a curated record. Gene Ontology annotation, molecular function: ATP binding; non-membrane spanning protein tyrosine kinase activity; signaling receptor binding. Bases 324 to 1865 code for a protein of 513 amino acids.
CCCCCCCCCCACGCGCCCACCCCUGCCUUCCCGAAUAACUAUGCAAAUUUCCCACGACCAGGAAGUGAGCAGCAAACGCUCAGCCAGGGGCGAGCCGGGCAACUCGUUUAAGUUCCUCUCUGCACAGGAGUGGGGCUAGCCGCGCUAAGAAUGAAAGUUUCGAGGUCGUCUUCUCUGGGUUUUCGAGUCCACUGGCAAGAAUCCUGAGCUGCCUGAAUUUGAGCGACGCACCUACCGGCUGUGGCUUCGCUCCCACCCCUGUGGGCUGAAGCAACGGUGGGAUUAGUUGAACGGCCCCAAAUCUUCACGUUCAGGAAAGAAAUAUGGGAUGUAUAAAAUCCAAAAGAAAAGAGAAUCUUCAUGGAGAUGGGCUAGAUAUGAAGAACCAAUCAGUACGUAAAACUGAAAGAACUAUUUAUGUGAGGGAUCCAACGUCCAAUAAACAGCAAAGGCCAGCAAAUACAGACGCACUUUUACCAGGUCAGAGGUUCUUUCCAGAAGCAGAGGAGAAGGAAUUUCAUUCCAUUGUAGUUGCCUUGUACGCUUACGAUGGUCUUCAUGAAGAUGAUUUGUCCUUCAAGAAAGGAGAAAAAAUAACAGUUCUUGAAGAACAUGGAGAAUGGUGGAAAGCUAAAUCCCUCUUGACCAAGAAGGAAGGCUUUAUCCCCAGCAACUAUGUUGCAAAGGUCAACACCUUAGAAACAGAAGAAUGGUUUUUUAAAGAUAUAACCAGGAAAGAUGCAGAGAGGCAACUUCUAGCACCAGGAAAUAGUCCUGGAUCUUUCCUUAUCAGAGAGAGUGAAACAUUAAAAGGUAGCUACUCACUGUCCAUUAGAGACAGUGACAAUCAACAUGGUGAUGUUGUGAAGCACUACAAAAUAAGAAGUCUAGACAAUGGAGGAUAUUACAUCUCCCCUAGAAUUACCUUUCCCUCCAUCAGUGACAUGAUUAAACAUUAUCAAAAGCAGGCAGAUGGCUUAUGUCGAAAGCUGGAGAAAGCAUGCAUUAGUCCCAAACCACAGAAACCAUGGGACAAAGAUGCCUGGGAGAUUCCUCGGGAUUCAAUUAAAUUAGUCAAAAAGCUUGGAGCAGGCCAAUUUGGCGAAGUCUGGAUGGGUUACUACAAUAACAAUACCAAAGUAGCGGUUAAAACUCUGAAGCCUGGUACUAUGUCUGUGCAAGCUUUUAUGGAAGAGGCCAAUCUUAUGAAAUCACUUCAACAUGACAAGCUGGUCAGACUGUAUGCUGUGGUCACCAAAGAGGAACCUAUUUAUAUAAUAACAGAAUACAUGGCAAAAGGCAGCUUGCUGGAUUUUCUGAAGAGUUCAGAGGGUGGGAAAUUACUGCUUCCAAAGCUGAUUGACUUCUCAGCUCAGAUUGCAGAGGGCAUGGCAUAUAUAGAAAGGAAAAACUACAUACAUCGGGAUCUGAGAGCAGCUAACGUUUUAGUUUCAGAAUCACUGAUGUGCAAAAUUGCUGAUUUUGGACUAGCUAGAGUAAUUGAAGAUAAUGAAUAUACAGCCAGGGAAGGUGCAAAAUUCCCUAUCAAAUGGACGGCACCAGAAGCUAUUAACUAUGGCUCAUUUACUAUUAAGUCUGAUGUGUGGUCUUUUGGAAUUCUCCUAUAUGAAAUCAUUACGUAUGGAAAAAUUCCUUAUCCAGGGAUGAGUAACUCUGAUGUAAUGGUAGCUCUUCAGCGGGGUUAUCGUAUGCCGCGUAUGGAGGCUUGCCCAGUUGAGCUCUAUGACAUCAUGAAAACAUGCUGGAAAGACAAAGCUGAAGAGAGACCAACUUUUGAAUAUUUACAGAGUGUGCUUGAUGACUUCUACACAGCUACAGAAGGACAAUAUCAGCAGCAGCCAUAACAAAAGGGGGCUGCUGUUCCCCCACUGAUACUUUGGAUAAAAAAAUGUAGUUGAGGCAGUUACUUUGGAUAUAUUGGAAUACGUGUAUCACUUGAUUCCUGAAACUAAAGGCUGCAAUUCUGCUGGAAGAAUAUGAACAAUGUAAAUUAUCAUCAUCCUGCUUAAGGUUAAAAUCCACUAUUAAUGCUUCCUUUGCAUUUUGCUUAAACAAACAUCCAGAUGAGAUGAGAUGAGCUUUGACUCAGAAGUCAAAAGGAAAAUACCGCCAUGCCAGUGCUAAACAUAAGGAAGAAACAGCUGCAAACAUAAUGAACAAAUGCAAGUAUAUGAAGGCAAUCAGAAUUGCAGCAAAUGGCCCUGCAGUACUGUGCAUCGUUAAAAAAAAGUCUGUAUCAGGGCCAAAUCUGAUGUUGCACAGGAAACAUCUGAAUGUCUCCUAGCAGAAUGUCUUAACAGAAGCUUCAGGGGCUACUCUUGGCAGCAGAAGAGCAGUGGUGGGAGGUACAGGAGAGGGGAAACAGUAGCUACUUAACUUUUCCCCUCCUGCUGUUUGUCUAUUAAAAAUUCCCACCCAAUGUUUUUCAGCUGGAGGACCUUGUAUCUUUUUACUCCUGUGGGGACAAUAUUAGCUGAAGUUUUGCAGCAGGUCACCAAGGUUUAAAGCAUAGAACAAGUAAUGGUGUCACUCCCUCUCUUAUAAAUCCUAAAUACCAAAAUAGUUCACUAUUCAAAGGUUCAAUGUAUGGAAUUUGAAAUACAUUUUAUAACUGAUAAAAAAACAUUAUAUGUGAUGGAGAGAAUAGUUUAAACCCACUUGAUAAAGGUAAAUGGUUACUAGUCGGUGGAAUUCUUUAUUUCAUGAGGCUCCUAAUACUUUUUUUCUAUAGACUUUUUAAAAAAAAAAUCACAUCCAUCUCCUAGUACUAAAUGUGCCUUGUUGCAAUUGAUUAACAGUAUCGAGGAAGCUGGUUUCAUUGUACAACAACUUCGGAGUUUUUACUAUUCUCAUUCUUGAAUCUUUACAUUUUAUCAAAUGUAGUGUUACAAAAGGCACAAGUAAAACGUAAAUUUCUUCUUAGGAAGUAUAACUUGCUGUUUGUACAGCCAAAGAGUCUGGUAUAUUUGCACACACAGGCUUGGAACCAGUCUAAUGUUUCCAUGCACAGAAGCAGCUCUUUACUGCUGCUCCCCCCCCGCCCCCCACUGUAGCCUGAUAUGCUCCUCCUGGAGAAUGUAGGAUAUGCUGCUCUUAGCAACAGCAUGAAGGGGGUGGGUGAGUCUGAGGACAGAAUUUGUUAAAAAUCACACAAAUAGCAUGUGUGAUAUUUGACAAGAUCCAACCCAUUAUCUAGAAUGAAAAAUCAGAUUAAAGAUCUUCAUGGAUACAGGUUUGGGAUUCAAGUCAAAAACUAGAUGAGAGAAUUGUAUGUGAGUUAACUUUGGUAAUCUUGUUAUUCUGUACAUCUACUUUUUCCUCAAUUGAACUGUUUUCUUUUUAUCAUUAUAAGAUUGGGAAGACAAUGGUAUUAAGGAAAUGUUUAUUCACAGGAUGGUUACUAUAAGGAAUAUGAUUCUAUUCAGUUGCAAACACAUUUUUUUUAAAAAAAUAAUAAACAUGCUAUUUACUAUUUUCAAAUGAAGGAAUCCAGUUGGCAGACUGGUAACCAGUAUGUCAACCUGUAAAUAUUUACAUGAUGUGAUUUUAAUAAAUAUGCAUUC